Messenger RNA from Puccinia graminis f. sp. tritici CRL 75-36-700-3, 1239 nucleotides. RefSeq lists its product as uncharacterized. NCBI's taxonomy places the organism in Eukaryota, Fungi, Basidiomycota, Pucciniomycetes, Pucciniales, Pucciniaceae. Gene Ontology annotation, molecular function: sphingosine N-acyltransferase activity. The transcript has 5 exons. Gene Ontology annotation, biological process: ceramide biosynthetic process. The coding region runs from base 1 to 1239 and encodes 412 amino acids. Gene Ontology annotation, cellular component: membrane. The record is from RefSeq and is a predicted model, not a curated record.
AUGGCAAGAACGGCACCCAAGAAAUGCGCAGAUUCUCAUUUGGCUGCCAGUUUCCUGGUCAUCACCGCGACAGUCGUUCUCAAUCUUGCUUUCCCGAAACUGUCUGAUGAACCGAAACCUUUGAGGUCGAUAGGCCAAACGACGCUACUACAGAUCACGCAUCUUCAGAAUACUUUGCCAAAAUUAAUCCAUUUAUCAUAUUUGAAUCCCGAAACUGGUAAAUACCACAAAGGCUGGGAUGACCUCUACUUCAUUAGCUUCUGGGUGUUAAUCUGGUUAAGCUUGCGAGAACUCCUCAUGAAGCUCUUCUGGAAUCCGCUGGGAUCCUGGAUGGGUCUAACCAAUGGCAAGAAACUACAACGCUUCUCAGAACAAGGUUGGACUUUGGUAUACUGCACGGUUUUUUGGUGCAUGGGAAUUGUAAGGAGCUCUACGAUGUUCUCAACCUGGUUUACUAUUUUUACUCAUUGUGCUAUGCCGCUUAUCCCCCAGAAAAUACUCUGUGCAUACCCCGAACCAAUUCUCUCGUUCAAUAUACGACAAUACUGGCAAGGUUAUCCUCACACAUCGCUGGAUGCCUUAAGCAAGUUCUACUAUUUGUCUCAAAUCGCAUUCUGGUUCCAGCAAAUCGUUGUCCUACAGGUUGAAAAACGUCGGAAAGACUAUUAUCAAAUGUUUGCACAUCACAUUGUCACGGCUAUUCUGGUAUGUGGUAGUUAUGCCACAAACUUUACGGGUAUAGGAACGGCGGUGCAUACAACUAUGGAUUUAUCUGAUAUUCUAUUGGCGUUUGCCAAAAUGCUCAACUACUUGAAAGUCGGGAUUGUAGGAGACGCUUCCUUCUUGGUCUUCGUAUUUUCUUGGAUUUACACCCGACAUUACGUACUCCUUCGAAUAAUUUUCGCUAUAUACAAAGACCUACCGCAAGAUAUCGAAUUUACUUGGAAUCCUAGCAAAGGCCAGAUUGCGAGUCGCUCGCUAUGGAUUGCAUUCCUGAGCCUCUUGAGUGCAUUGGAAAUACUCUUAAUGAUUUGGCUUUUUAUGAUAUUAAAAGUCCUGUGGAAGGUCGUCCGAGGACAUGCGCCUGAGGACACGCGAUCGGACACUGAGGACACCGAUGAUGAAGCGGGAGAAACGAAAUCAAGAUCUCCGAAGAUCCCAGUCUCAUGUGAAAAGCAACCUCUCUUAUCGACAACGGACCGGCCUCAUAGAGGUCAUAGAAGGCAGCAACGAAAGUAG